AUGGAUAACUCUCAAACUCUUAAAAUUCUUUAAGAUACUAUAGAUAAACUUAAAAUCACUAAAGAAAAUUUAAGAGAAAUGAGAAAAACAAAUAAAACAUUUCCUAGACAAACAAAUACUAGAAUUUUAGAUGCGUUUUAAUCUUUUGCUUAAUUUGAUCGUGCUCCUAUAUGGAUGAUGAGGUAUAAAAUGUUUUUAAUUUAGAUAAGCAGGUAGAUAUCUUCCUGAAUUCAAAGAAAUUAUGAAAAAUAGAGAUUUUUUUGAUGCUUGUUAAGAUCCAUUUAUUGCUGCUGAAAUUACUCUAUAACCAUUAAAAUAAUUUGAUCUUGAUGCUGCUAUUAUUUUUUCUGAUAUUCUUACACUUCCAAAAGCUAUGGGAAUGGAAGUAUUAAAAAUAUCUUAAUUUAUUAGAUUAUUAUGGAUAAAGAAAAAGGUCCUGUAAUUAAAAAUAAAUUAGAAACUAUUGAUGAUAUUAAUAGAAUUAAAUCUCCAGAUCCUCAAAGUUUAGAACAUGUUUAUGAUGCAUUAUAUCUAACUAGAUAAGCAUUAUAUGGAAAAUAGACUCUUAUAGGUUUUUGUGGAGCACCAUUUACUGUAUUCUCAUAUAUGGUGGAAGGUGAAACAUCUAAAAUGUUUUUAAAAACAAAAAAAUGGUUAUAUCAAUAUACCCAAGAAACUAAAAAAGUUUUAGAUUUAAUUGCUAAAGAAAGUGCUUAAUAUUUAAUUAAUUAAGUCAAAGAAGGUGGAGCACAAGUUGUUUAGAUUUUUGAUUCUUUUGCAGGGUAAUGCAUCUGUAUAAUAUUUUAGAUAAAUUCCAUUUAUUGAUUAUAAGGAAUUUGUAAUUCCAUCUUUAAGAAUUUUAUUAGAAGAAUUUAAAUUAGAAUGUCCAACAACUCCUCUGAUAAUGUUUGCUAAAGAUUAAAAUGGAGUUGAAAUUAUUAUAACAUUUCUAAAAAUGUUUCUAGGUGAUACACCAUUAGUUGAUGGAUUUUAACUUGAUUCUAAUGUAAGUGAUGAAGUCUUGGUUAAAAUUAUUGAAAGUGAUAGAACUAUUCAAGGAAAUCUUGAACCAGGAGUAUUUUUUAAUCUAAUUUUCUUAGGUCUUAUUUGGUACUUAAUAAAUUUUAAAAAAAAGAGUAUCAUAAAUGAUUGAAAAAUUAUAAACUACAAGAAGAUUUAUUAUUAAUUUAUCACAUGGAUUGACUCCUGAACAUGAAGUUGAAAAAGUUAGAUUAUUUAUAUAAGAGUCUAUUAGAUAAUCAAAGUUAUAUAAAGUUAGAGAAAUAUUAGAAUGA
This is a messenger RNA of Paramecium sonneborni, 1295 nucleotides long. Lineage: Eukaryota; Ciliophora; Oligohymenophorea; Peniculida; Parameciidae. The record is from the annotation of a GenBank genome assembly.